Messenger RNA from Aspergillus candidus, 1501 nucleotides. Its product is annotated as metal homeostatis BSD2 family protein. Gene Ontology annotation, cellular component: endoplasmic reticulum; Golgi apparatus; perinuclear region of cytoplasm. The coding region runs from base 175 to 1284 and encodes 369 amino acids. Lineage: Eukaryota; Fungi; Ascomycota; Eurotiomycetes; Eurotiales; Aspergillaceae. The transcript is spliced from 3 exons. Gene Ontology annotation, biological process: ubiquitin-dependent protein catabolic process; positive regulation of protein ubiquitination; vacuolar transport. The record is from RefSeq and is a predicted model, not a curated record.
UCUCUCUUUCCCAUCAUCCUCUUUCAUCGUCACCCUCACUCCCUCUUUUUCCUUUUUUGAUUUCGUCCUUUCUCUUCCCUUUCUUUUGUCUGUGAUCCACUGUGGUCGGCUCUCUCCUUUUGCUCAAACCUCGCGGAUCCCUUGCCGGACUGGUCGCCUCCCGCUCGUCUCGUCAUGAGUUCGCAGCGGUACCAACGGGUCAAUCCCCACGAGGUCGACGAAGAUCCGAAUUCCCAAUCCUCCAUUCCCUUGCGACCAGACCAGACUCCCUCUUCGCCCCCGCCUUCCUUCCGCUCUCGAUCCUCCUCCUUCUCCUCCAGACGCCUCCUCCACGAUGACCCCAACCGAUCGAAUGCCGACCAGACUCUGGCGGAUGCGUUCGAUGACAGCAGCGACUCCGAUUCCGACCACGAGCCCGAUGAUCGUCAGCGCUUAAUGCGGGCCCAGCCCGACUCCCGACCGGUGGCGGAUACCCUCAGCACCAAUAUACCUGUUGCCUCAUCGUCGGGCGGCAACAGCGAACAGCAACAGUCACAGUCGGGUGGAUCGCAGAGUUCGGGAAUUUUACGGAGACCGACGAUGUUGCCAUUCCUGGGGUCGACCGGUUCAUCUGCCAACCGGGUCGUCACCUCGUCCAAUGACGGCGUCUUUGCGAACCUGGCGGCCAAGCCCGAACGGGGUGAGAAGAGCGAAGAUCUGCCUCCCUCAUAUGAAGAAGCAGCCGCCGAUGCGACUCCGCCUUAUUGGGAGACGACGAUCCUGGCACCCGGAUUCUCGUCCGACGAGGUAUUUGUGGACGGCUUACCGGUCGGAUCCGUCUUCUCGUUUGUCUGGAAUGCCAUGAUUUCCAUGUCCUUCCAGCUGGUCGGCUUCCUCCUGACCUACCUCCUGCACACCACACACGCCGCGAAGAACGGCAGCCGGGCGGGUCUCGGCCUGACCCUGGUGCAAUAUGGGUUUUAUAUGAAGGGGGGCAGCGACCCUCAGGGCGAGGAUGGUGACGCAGAUUAUGUGACGCCGCCGGACCCCAACAGCCACACCUUCGACCCGGACUCGGUGAACGGCCGAGGGGAUGGCGGGGCUGGGGGUGGUGCGCCGUCCGGCAUCUCCACGAGCGAAUGGAUCUCCUACGUCUUGAUGAUUGUCGGUUGGUUUAUCUUGAUCCGGGCCAUCAGUGAUUUUCUACGGGCUCGCCGUCACGAGCAGCUGGUCUUGCAGAGCCCAGAGCGCGGACUCAACGUCCCGAUCAUCGCGGAGGGCGAACGAUCCGAGACCGUUGUGUGAGUUCCCACAGUCGUAUCGCACAGUCGGAAACCGAUCUGGAUCUGUCGACUUCUGUGGAUGAGGAGGGUCUAGCUUAGGAGCUCUGGAGCUACGGAGUUUUUCGUUCAUUAUUUUCCAUUCAUUGUUAUUUCCCUUUUUUUUCUAUUUUUUUUUAUUCAUGAUCUGCUUUUUCUUCAUGUGUUUGGUCGCUUUCUUGGAGGAACGGAUGGACAAUGGG